This is a messenger RNA of Monomorium pharaonis (pharaoh ant), 9425 nucleotides long. It is a transcript of the gene Rrp5, whose product is annotated as protein RRP5 homolog. NCBI's taxonomy places the organism in Eukaryota, Metazoa, Arthropoda, Insecta, Hymenoptera, Formicidae. Gene Ontology annotation, molecular function: protein binding; RNA binding. The coding region runs from base 243 to 4415 and encodes 1390 amino acids. Gene Ontology annotation, cellular component: nucleolus; small-subunit processome; nucleus. The record is from RefSeq and is a predicted model, not a curated record. Gene Ontology annotation, biological process: rRNA processing. The transcript is spliced from 6 exons.
CCUAUUGUAGAUCCGGCCUAAGGCUUACUACACCUAUUGUAGAUCCGGCCUUAUAGUAUCUCUAGUCAUAUCUAACUAUUUUAUUAUUCGAAGAUGAUCAUGUACGCGCUUGCAGUGGCUUGCACAUGGUCUUUGAUGGUCUCACAUGGCCUGCACAUGCCUUGAUGCCUGUUGAUGCCUACACAUUCUUGUACACUUGUGGUGUUAAGUUCUCGUAUCGAUAUUAAUUAUUUUGAAUUAAGAUGACGCUGGAAAGUUUUCCUCGAGGAGGAAAGAAACCUGAAAUUAAGAGAUCUGCAGAUGUACCAUUUGAGGAGAAACUUAAACCUAAAAGGCGUAAAAUCCAGAUGAAGAAAAAAAUUGAUUGUGUGAUUGUACAAGAAACAAAUCUUAUUACUACUACUGCAGACCGAUUGUCAAAAAUGAUGUUAUGUGAAGGACUAGUACUCCAUGGUCGAGUUUCUGAAGUGUCGGAAUAUGAAUUGUUGGUAUCAUUGCCAGGUGGAUUUUUAGGACGUGUACAAGCCACAGAUCUUAGCCAGGCAUACACAAAUCUGUUACAAGAUAUAAUUGACACAAGAGCCGUCCAGUCAAAUGAAUACAAGCCCUUGCCAGAUUUGUUUAAAUCUGGUGAUUAUGUAACAUGCUAUGUAAAGGGUAUAAAUGUUAAAGAUAAAUGGUUUUGUACCUUAUCUAUGGAGCCACAAUUGAUAAAUCAGAAUGUUCACAGUAAUUACCUUGCAAAAGAUACAAAGGUAACUUGCACUGUUAAAAGUAUAGAGGAUUAUGGUUAUGUAGUUGACACAGGCAUAGCUAAUGUUAGAGCAUUUAUAUCUACUGAGGAUGUUGAUAAAGGAAACCAAUACUUUCCAGGCCAUCAACUUUUAUGCGCUAUAAAAGAAAUAAAAACGGUAGAUAAUAUGUCGGUUAUCAAAUUGUCAACUAUAAGGAAGAAGAUCGACAAUGCUAUUGGACAUGACAUAACAUCUUUAGAUGUUUUAACACCAGGGACAAAAUUGCUACUUUGUAUAACAAAGGUGCUUUCCAAUGGUGUACAAGUUACAUUUGGAAAAAAUAAUGUCGGAUAUAUAAAUCGAAUUUAUUUGGACAACUCUUUAUCCACAUAUGUAGAAAAUAUGGAAAUAACUGGCACGCUAUUAUAUAUAUUGCCGACUGUGAAAUUAGCAUACUUUAGUUCAUUAACCGAUGCAUCUGAAAAGGAGAAGUUGCGCGUAGGUGAUAUUAUAAACAAGGCUAAGGUUCUAUAUAGGGAGUCCAGUGGAAUAAUUCUUAAGUUAUCUAAAUCUGGACUACGUGGGUAUAUGUCUUUGCGAAGAAUUAAUGUUCCAUUUACUAAAGUUUCGACCGAGUUUAAGGAAGGUUCUAUACACAAAUGUAGAAUACUUGCAUAUAGCUGGAUGGAUCACUUUUAUAUCUGCACGAUGGAAGAAGAUAUUUUGAAAGAAAAAUAUUUUUCACCUUUUGAUCUUAAUAUUGGUGAUAUUCUCACUGUGACGAUUAUGCAUAUCGAAACUACUCGUGGCUUUAUGCAUGUGCAAGUGGGAAAGAUCUGGGGAUAUGUCCCAACAGAACAUGUAUCUGAUAGUGGCUUGAGCGCUUUGCAUAAACUGAAAAUCGGAGAUAACGUCCAGGCGAGGGUCUUAGAUAUUGAUAAUAAGAACCAAAUAAAAUUUACGCUGAAGCAAUCAUUGGUAAAGAGUGAGCUGCCAGUUUUACAUGAUUUUGAUAAAGUCGAAUGCGGAUUAAAAUAUCACGGCACGAUUGCCAUGAUAAACAGGAAUGGCUUAUUGGUGAGAUUUUAUGGAAAGUUAAAGGGAUGGGUUCCACGCACUACGUUAGACAAAGAAACGUAUAAUAUGAAUUGGAACUUUUCCAUCGGCCAGACGGUUAUAGUGUGCGUUGAAUCGAUAGAAAAAGACAAAUAUAAAAUGAAAUUAAGAGUUAUUACUGAAAAUGAGAAACAGCAAGCUGUUAGCUUUUUAAUUGGCGAAACGAUUGAAGGGACAGUGACGGAAUCGUCUGUCAAAGGAGUAUACUUGAAGAUACAGAAAAAAGACAACGAAAACAUUGUGACAGGUUUCUUGCCGGCAGGUCACAUGGCGCCGUGCAUCGAGAUUGGCAGCUUGCUGGCAUCAAGGUGUACUCCCGGAGACAUAAUUUCGGCUUUUGUGUUUGCUACAAAACCAACUAUGAUACUGUCGCGCACUUUUGUGACGCCGAAGAAAUACAGAAGCUUCGACUCGUUAAAAAUUGGCGAUUGUAUUCCAUGCACGAUCCGAGACAAAUUGCAGACUGGUGUGACGGUCGUUCUGCCAAUUGAAGAUUACUCUAAAUUCGGAUUUGUAUCGUAUAAGAAUGUUAGCAGUUUUGAACAGCUAUACACAAAUCAGAUACUGUUUGUUAAAAUUACAGCUAUCAACGCACGAGAGAAGCAAUUGUCUCUAACGAUGUCAUUGAAGGACGUGUGGGAGAGUCCGUCUGAGUACGAGAUGAAGAUGAUGGCGGCAGUGGACGUCCUGAGUUUGUAUCUCAGUAAAUUGUUGGAACUAAUGAAGAACACGUUUUAUGAGAACAGGCCGAUUUCGUCGGUAAUUUUGGGUCAAAAGGUUACUGGUAUUGUCAAAAAAAUAACUGAUCACGGUUUAGUGCUUCAGUUAGAUAAUCAAUUGAUGGGGACGGUACGCAAAGAUCAUUGUUUCGGCGAUCCUCAGUUAGGGGAUAAAGUGUUUGGUACCAUCCUGUGGAAAAAUUACGUCCACGAGCUCGUUGACGUGUCGUUGUUACCAAAAAUAAUAAAUGGCAUUAGUUCGAAACAGAAAACGCUACCAGAACUGCCUACUGGAGUUGCGUUAAGAGCGGAGAUCUUGAUGAUUACCAAGUGGUUGAUACUUGUUCUUGUGAAACGGAACGGCACAGGAUAUCUGGCAGCAUUGCCUGUCCGCCGACACGUGAACGACAGUUCUCCUGAUCUGACGCCUUACAAGGUCCACGCUAAGAUUCGAUUGUACGUUAUAACGAGAAGAGAUGAGACUAUCGUCCCGAUUUGUAUGCUAAAGUCUGCAUUUGAAACUCCAAAGGACAAAAUUGUACAGAAAUUGCUUCCUACCAAAAAUAAACAAUCAAAGGACAAAAUUGUAAAGGAACUGUCUCCUACCAAGAAUAAACAAUUAAAGAGAAAUAAGUCUGAGCCGCACAAUGUUGAUCUUGUAGACCUAUCUACAAAGAAAGCAAAAGAAGUGUCAAAGAAAGUCUUGAAUGAAAGAGCAAAUGAGAAGAAUAAAAAUAAAGUCAAAGAGAAGAAUAGAAUAAAAGAUAUAGAUGAAAAUUCGGAAUUGGACGAAGAUACCGUCGAUGAGAGUGAAACGGAGGCGAAUGAAUCAGUGGCACGAUUACGCAUACCAGAAUGUGGGUUUUCUUGGGAUAAAGAAAAAUUGCCCGUUUCUGCUAAUGCUGUCACAUCUAGUGACGACGAGGAGCCUGAAGAAGAAUCCAAAGGAAAGAAGAAAAAGCUGAGUGCAGCCGAGCGGCGAGAGCAAGAGCGACAGAAGGAACGCGAAAUCCGUCAACGGGAGGAAGCUUUAGCUAGUAAUCAAGCACCCAAUUCAGUUGAUCAGUUCGACAGAUUAGUCUUAUCGAGUCCUGAUAGCUCAUUAGUAUGGCUGCAGUACAUAGCAUAUCAUUUGCAGGCUACAGAGAUUGACAAAGCGCGAGCGGUUGCGAGACGAGCUAUUAAAACGAUUAAUUUUAGAGAGGAGAACGAACGAUUAAACAUAUGGAACGCGUGGCUUAAUUUGGAAUCCAGAUACGGCACUAUCGAGUCCCUGAAUGAUGUCUUUCAGGAAGCUGUAAGGACGAACGAUGCGUAUAAAGUGUAUAUGCACAUGCUGACUGUACAGGCAGACGCUGGUAGAAAAAUAGAACUUGAGAAAUUGAUCAAUACCGUGAUAGGCAAGUUCAAACAGGAUUCCCAAACGUGGAUAGACUGCGGUGCUGCGUUGCUGAAAAUUGGCAUGAAAGAAAAAUCACGGCAAAUUAUGCAACGAGCAUUGCAAUCCUUGCCCGCGUCUCAACAUGUAAACGUAUUGGUAAGAUUUGCGCAUUUGGAGAACAAACAUGGAGACACAGAACGCGCGCAAACAUUAUUUGAGAAUAUCCUAAGUUCUUAUCCAAAACGUGUUGAUGUGUGGUCGUGUUAUGUGGACUGCUUGAUAAAGUCUGAAAACAUUGAUUUAGCCAGGAAAGUUUUAGAACGGGCAUGCGUUCAAACACUUCCACCAAGGAAAAUGAAAACUCUUUUUACAAAAUUUAUAAAUUUUGAGGAAAAAUAUGGUACAUCCGAGGCUACAGAGCGCGUACGACAAAUGGCUGCAGAUUAUGUGGAGAAACACGUAUAAGUAAUGCUUUUGUUUUUUUUAAUAAAUAAAUAUUAUCAAUUUGACAUAUGUAGAGUGUCUCGAAUUUAAAUGUCAAAAUUUCGAGAACAUGUGAAGAAUUGUGAUAAACAAAAUUUUUUAAAAAAUGUGUAGUAAAAGCUCCACAUUGCCACAGUCUUAUGGGUUUGCACCGUAAUAUUGACUGAAAUUGUGGCACUGCGAAAUAAUCUCACUCUAUCGACAUAAAGAAAGGGGGAAGGGGAAGGGGCGAGCGAGCGGCGUACACGGCGUUAGCAAGCUGCGUGGGGAUAAUGUGCGGUAGCGCGGUAGCACGUAUAUUACGUACAAGUGGGAGGAUAGAUUUUCUUUUUAAUGAGACAAUGGAGAAGGCAUUGAGGGGAAACGCAAUAAAUUGGAAAGUGGCAAUACGAAGCUUUCAUUGUACUUAUUUUUACUUUGUUUUGAACAAAAAUUUCAAAAGGGUUUUUAGUUCUUAUUUAUUUUUUAAUCUAUUUACACUAAGUAUGUACAUAAUUUUUUGAUUAAUAAUUUUUUCUUUUAAAUGGAAAUAAAUGGAAUAUUUUAUCUAUUCACAUUAUUUUGGUAAAAAUGAAUUCUAGUAGGAAUAAAUAGCAAGUUCUAUAAUGGGAACUUGAGGGAGCGGGAGUUAUGACGUUUCGCAGGUGAAUGAUUGGCGAUUAUUUUUUUAACGAAAAGCUACUUGUUAAAGCUUUUUAUUCAGGCGCUGUAUACAUAUUGAAUCGGUGCUGUAUACAUAAAUAUUGGCGACUUUGGCAUUACAAUAUGCAGAGAGUAUAAAGGGUGACUCGCGUAUUGUGGAAGGUAUCUUUUUUCCUAUUGCGGGUUUCCUCUCUCCCUUCCUCUUUUCCUUAGUCUUUUUGACGAUCGUCAAAAAGCGCUGAUAUCUCAGCUGCUGUACAAUGAUUUUUUUUUAUUAUAAUUAGUAUCUACUGGGUUUUGAAGUCACUGUUUACAUACCUGUCUAAAUGAUUUAUCAAAAUGAGUCUAAAUCGGCUUCUUUAAACAUGCUGAUUAUAAAUCUAUUGAUUAAGUGAUAAAAUCUAAGAUGGUGGAUUUAAAAUAGCCGAUCCAAAUUAUUUAUGUCUAAGUAAAAUUAAAUAAUUCACUUACUUUAUAGGAAAAAAGAAUCAAAAUGUUGAAUUUUUUAAAUUAGAAAAGCCUAAAAUCCAUCAUUUAGAAUUGUUCUUUGGCAUAUAAAAUAAUGCAUUUAUUUUAUCGGUUGUAUAAGGAUUAAGUUAAACCAACGGCAUACAAUACUUGUUUUCGUGCUGGAUUGCUUGCUGUAUGGAAAUACUCUGUUCUGAUUGGUGCAUUUCUGAAGAUGGAUGAAAAUGCACUAAUCAGAACAGUAUUUCCAUCCAGUAACCAAUCUUGUGCGAAAACAAGUAUUGUGUGCCACUAGCUUUAUACGUAGUUUUUUUUUUUUUAGAAACAGUUUAUUUGUGUAUUAGUCACAGACAUGUAUGUAUAAGUCAAUGUACCGCAUAUAUUAUUGAGAUGUCUUAUAGUAUUUCUUUGAUUGAACCGGUAAUACGCGCGGUAACGAUGCCUGGGAGGAUUCGACCUGUGAGUCAUCACGUGUCUGUAGGAUAAUGGCGACGGUUCCGCUAGAAACUCGCGGGAGGGAGCGGAAGCCUCCGACACAGGAGUCCUGCACUAUGAUUGCAGGCGGACGUCUUUCUUGCGCGAGUAAUUCUCUAAACUGCGCGAACUGUUGUUGCUGCAGUUGUUGCUGUAGUUGCAUAAAGAGCUGCUGCUGACGCAACAUUUCUUGUUGGCUCCGCGCCAUUGAGGUCAUUGAUGAGAGCAAAUCUCUGAGCACCUUCGUCAUUAUAUGGCGGUUCUUCAGUGGAGUAACCUGCCCGGUUCUUUGUUCCAAAUUGUCCUGCGAUGCCUCGCUUCUCUCAGAGGGUUCGGCGGGAACUCUCUUAAAGCGGGCGAGCGCCUCUAUAAUGACGGUCCUUUUUUUCGCUAUGAUAAAGCCGUUUCAGCGCCUUUUUUUUCAACUGCUCUGUCGAGAGCUUUUCGAGCUUUGUUCGUUUCAUUUCGAUUCAGCACUACUCCGACUUUCCACUCAAGAGCUCCAAUAUGCGGGCACGUGGUCAACGAUCUGUGAUGCACUCGCAUUUCGCGCACAGCUAUUGCUCUAUUUAUGUACUAAAUCUUCACGCGCGUUUCUAGUUUUGUCUUGCUCUCGUGAUAGAGCUAUUGCCCUAUUUCGAGUGUCCGUUUUCGAUCGUCGCUAUGAAAUGAAUGCCGACAGUGAUCGUCGAAAUUUUCUUAGUGAUGCGAUCCGUACUCAAGCAUUCUCAAAUUUUUCAUUAGCAGGCAGCGAUGAAACGUUCCGUUUUUUGUUUUUAGGCAGUUUUUAUUUUUUUUUUUUUUUUUUUUUUGUUGGACGGCUUGGGGUGUUGCUCUAACAAAAAGAAAAGCGAAAAGAAGUAACAUCUCGGGCCGAUACGUGACGAUAUCUAGAGACUGCAGUCUGGAGUCACUACAUCUACGCAUGUAGGUGUAUGUAUCAACGCUUGCAUGAACGCGUUCACGCAUGUUUGCGCGUGUUGUUCAUGACUAUAUUAAUAGUUAAUUUGAAUUUAGAAUUGUAAGUUGUUUUGAAAUAUUUUGUGAUAUAUCAAGUUUAAUGUAUGUAAACACAUAAUUUUAUGUGUUGGAUUACAUGAGCAAACAAAUAUUAUGCAAUAUUUUUAUUAGUUUACUAAUAUCUAGAUUAAGCUUUUGAGCUCCCAGCUUUGCCUCUUAGUUUUGUUACUUUUUCUUUGUAAAUAUCUCUUAUAUCUAUAUUUUUUGCCUUUUUAACAAUUUCUGGCAUUGUUGGAAUUUUUGGUGUCACAAUAUUCCUGAAUGUAGUAGGACUAUAUGUCUUUAAAUAUUCUACGGAUGCAACAGCCACGUUGGGAAAAUUAACCGCAUUAAGAGUACCGUCAAUUGGUUUUAGGAUUCUGUGAUAUGACCAGAAAGUCCUAUGUUCAUCUUUUUUCUGCUUGAUUAUCUUUAUGAAUCUAGAAAUCUCUACUAGAACUAUAGGCUCAGAAUGGGCUAGGGCUCUUGAGAUGAUGUUAUAAAGCCUAUCAUGGCUUUUAUAAUGGCCAUUGCAGAAUGUGCAAGUAGAACACAAGCAGUUGAGAAUUUAGGAUAUGUUUAAUUAAAGCAAAAAUAAACGACGGUUUUUUGAAGUUUGGGGACCAACUUAAAGAUUUCUUUUAUUGUCAAGAAGUCAUCUUGGAUUAUUAGUCGUCCAAUAUUUAUUGAUUGUAGCUGAUUUUUUGUUAUUUAUUCUUAGGCCUAGAUAUUUGAGGGAACUGGAGGCGGGAACAGGAAUGUCCUCAACUAAAAUAUUAAAAUUAUAGAUGUGACUUACAUAUUUAUAAAACGCCAUGAUAUUAAAUUUAUUGGCAGCGACUAUUACAUCUAAGCGCUUAAUUUCCGCACAAAUCAAUCUGACUGCUAAUUUAUCUUAUAAAUAGUUGUGGCAAAGUUUUUCCAGAAAGGUUUGUUUUUGCAGUUUUAAUUUGAUGACCCCCGUUUCCACAAUUAAAACAUUGUCCUCUUUUGGGCAACGCUGUAUAGCAUUGCCCAAGGCAAAACAUCUCGAACACUUUAGAGAUUAUUUGAGGAAUUUAACACGGGCGAUCGCCCAUCCAAUUUUAAUUUUUUUUUUUUCAACCAUUUUGAUUGUACUAGUUAGAGGACGCUUUCCCUAUAUGGUAGAUAAUCCGUUUCUUAUGAUUCUAAGGGGCUUUAUCUUGAUGUUUAUGGGGUGGCAGUUUCCCUCUGAUACUAUUUUCUCAAUUAUUUCGAAGGAGCUUAUUUGUCGUAUCCGUAUAUUCGGAUUUCAGCACUUCUAAUUUGUUUAUUGAUCGUGACCCUAUCUUCCGCCAGCGUUCUUUUUAAGCAUUUUGCAAGUUUGUACGCCUUUUCUUUAUUGUCAGCGCCAGCAAUAUUAUGACGAUGCCGCCAGUAGCGGUUUUUUUAAUUCUCGUGUCUCUUGUGCCUAGUUAAUCGAGAGAGACUUUCUCUCUCGCUUUUUUGUAAAUAUUGUGUUAUCCUUGCUGUUAAAGAUAAUGGUAGAAGAUUUAAGUAUUUUUUUCUUAGGAAGAUUUGGCUUAUUUACUGCAAGUAAACUUAACCUUUUUUUUGUUUGCGAGUUUUUUUAUUUCCACCAUAUUCUCCAACUUACUCGUUUCCUUAAUCUAUACCUUAUGAAACUUUAGUAUGUGCUGAGCAUUAUCUUUGAUGAAGUCAUAAUAUGCAUACACUGGAGUUCCAAUUUGCCAAUUCUUUUCAGAAAUUUAUUAAAACAUUCGUGGUCAGUCACGAUUUAUGUCAAUCUAAAUGUUAAUGUUUCUACGCAUGUUUUUCGAUACCAUUCUUCUAGAACAGGCAAAAACGCCUCUCGAAUCCUCCUGCCGGACGCACCCGGACCCAAUUGCUUCAGGUGAAGUCUUUAUGCUUCAAGAGCUGUCCGUUUCCUUUUGUCUUAUAAAUUGUUUAGUUUGCGGAGUUAAAAUUUUAUUAUUUUUUCUAGCCAUCUUAAAUCUUAGAUAUGUAGCUUAAUGCUUUUUUGAGCAAAUCCAUCGGCAACAUUUUUGCUAUAAACAUGGAGACCUCAUUGGAUAAAGUCCUGUAGGACAUAAGGACUCUAUGGGCUAUACGCCUUUGCAUUCUCCUGAACUUUGUUUUAACGUUUUUAUUCCUGUAUAUUUGGUGUACCCAUAUUGGUGAUCCGUACAUUAUAACCGAGUGAGCGACUUUAGCGUAUAAGCGCCUAUAUCGUCUAUCCAGUCUCCCCCCCUCCCAAGAUUCGGUAUGAUUCUCGAUAACGAGAGUGCCAUUCUCUCGACCCUGGGUAUGACCAUCUGCAAGCGUUCUCCAAAAUCCCAUUUGCUAUCGAUGAUCACGCUCAGGUACUUAAUGGAUUUUCUGACUUGUAUAAAUCUGCCUUCCAUUUGAACGUGGAGUUCCGGCAUG